AUGUUCGAUACUUGGUUGGUGGAUCUAGGAUUAGACGCAGGCAGGCUGGCAGGCAGGCAGGAUUCAGGGGAGUGGGAAGCAGGGCCAGGGCCAGGGGCCAGGGGCAGAACAGGUGGCCGGCAGGCAAGUCGGCAGGCAAGUCGGCAGGCAGGGCGGCAGGCAGGGCGGCAGGCAGGCCGGGGUCCAGCGCUGCAGCUCGCAUUCUUUGACGCCACCCGAGCGUCAUCGUCCAACCAUCGUAGGCGAGGCGAAGAGCCCCACACUACACACGCGUUGACGAGUCGGAGAAUUCCCACCAAGACAGACGACACCGCGCCCCUUGAACGCUUCGAGUCCUCGACACCGAGAGUUUCUGCGUUCUUGCCCCGCUGCCCUUCCGAGACCACACAGGUACUGUACGGGCCACGCACGACGGAUCGCAUUGCAGCACAUCUCAUGCUCGGAAUCUUCGACACUGCGACAGCCUAUUUCCUCGUGGCCUCUAGCCUGCCUGCCUGCCUGCCUGAGCCCUCCUUGGCAUCGCUCCCGACCAUGGCGCCCUGCAGCCCGGCCAGCCCCAAAGCGCCCACCGUUACUGUACUCCGUACUUCUAUGUGGGAUCUUGAGUCUCCUCACGAUCUGCCCCAAAGCAGAUCCCUGUUACCUACAGGAUGCAAGUUGGAACCCUGA
This is a messenger RNA of Hyaloscypha bicolor E, 669 nucleotides long. RefSeq lists its product as uncharacterized. Lineage: Eukaryota; Fungi; Ascomycota; Leotiomycetes; Helotiales; Hyaloscyphaceae. The record is from RefSeq and is a predicted model, not a curated record. Bases 1 to 669 code for a protein of 222 amino acids. The transcript is spliced from 2 exons.